Molecule: messenger RNA, 1183 nt
Organism: Bursaphelenchus okinawaensis
Lineage: Eukaryota; Metazoa; Nematoda; Chromadorea; Rhabditida; Aphelenchoididae
Source: the annotation of a GenBank genome assembly
AUGGUUUGGGGUGCUGAUGUUAAGAGUGAAUGUGUUGAAUGGUAUUUUAAGUUAGGGGAAAGUCCUGAAAGCGUUCGUAGAAAGUACAUGGCCGUGUAUCACCCCCGUAGCCCUCGUACACCCUGUCCAUCAGCAGAUUCUAUUAAACGCUGGGUUAUCGAGUUUCGUAGUCGUCGCCACUGCCUCAGAAAAGAAAAAGUGAAAACAAAGUAAGCACAACUAACAAAAUAACAUUUCUUUAGCUUUGUUGCCACUCCUGAAGUUGUUGCUAGAAUUGGGGAUGCUAUUGCCGACAAUCCGCGAAUAUCUGUAAGAGAAUUGAGCCGUUUUGAGGGUAUACCUUCGAAGAGUACAUGUAGUCGGAAAUUGCGCGAAGAUGGGUACCACCCAUACAAACUUCAAAAAGUGCAAGAAAUCUUGCCAAGGCACAUAGUACAACGUUUAUCGCAUUCAAAUGUUAUGCUUGAGCAGCUGCAAAACAACGAGGCGUUUUUGGAAGAGCUAGUUUUUAGCGAUGAAUCCACGUUUCAUAUCCAUGGCCGCUUAAAUUGUCAAAAUUCAAGGUGGUGGGCUAAAGAGAAUCUUCACUGGUGUGUAUCAGAGCCGCUGCAUUCUCCCAAAACGAAUGUGUGGGCAGCCAUCGGGUGGAACGGGGUUGUGGGGCCUUUUUUCAUUGAUGAAAACAUUAACGGGGCACGUUAUUUGGAGCUGUUAGAGCAAGAUGUGUUGCCACAGCUUCUACAGUGGCCAAAUUCAGGUACGAAAAACAAGCAAAAUACUAAUUUAUAUCUUUUUAGCUACUUUGGUGUACAUGCAUGAUGGGGCUCCGCCUCAUCAUAGCUUAGUUGUGCGCGAGUUUUUGAACACCCAUCUGCCGGGUCGCUGGAUGGGUCGGGAUAGUCGCGGCGCUCCUCCUCCGUUCGUUUGGCCGGCAAACUCGCCCGAUCUAACCCCAAUGGAUUUUUUCCUUUGGGGUUACGUGAAGGCAAAAGUAUACAGUGUUCAAGUCGCGUCGUUACGCGAACUAAAGCAAAAAGUUCGCGAUGUGGUUGCGGAGAUUUCAGUGGAAAUGUGUCGCGCAGCUUUGCGCAACUAUCCGAAGCGAUUGCGACGGUGUCUUGAUGUUGGUGGUCAAAGUGUGGAAAGGAGUUACCCAGCAACCAACGAUGAACAAUCUCAUUAG